CUCACGGAAUUCCCUUAAACAUGAAUUAAAGUAGUUAAUGAUGGGCAGGUUAAGUGAGAGUUGAUCAGUUACAAAAACUCGCCGAAUUCCCAACCUUUUCUUCUUCUUCUUCUUCCCAGUCCCAUUAAUUCAUUAUACCACUUGCAACUUCUCGUCCCCUAUAAAUUUCCCGACUUGUCGAUUUCAUACAUCAUCACACAAUUAAUCCUAGCUCUCAACACCAAAUUAAAAAUCAACACAAUGGCUUUCCCCACGAAGCUCGUCGCAGUUCUCCUGGCAGCUAUGGUAGCGUCGUCCUCAGCAAGAAACCUGGAGUCGAGAUUGAGCCUGGCAGCGCGGCUGAAAGUGGCGGAAGAGGGGCCGAGCACUUGCUGGGACGCGUUGUUGGAGCUCCAAUCUUGCAGCGGAGAAAUGGUGAUGUUCUUCCUCAACGGGGAGACUCAGCUCGGGGAAAACUGCUGCAGUGCCAUCAAAGUCAUAGAGCGCCAGUGCUGGCCCUCCAUGCUCGGAACCCUCGGCAUUACUGCCGAAGAAAGCAACGUUCUCCGCGGCUACUGUGAUGCCGCUCCUCCGCCUGCAUCCACCCUCGAAAAAUGCUAUAACUUCCCACGCUUGCAACACUAAGUGUAAUCAAAAUCUAAAUAAUAUGCAUCUUUAUUAGCAAUAUUGCUCAAAAUAAUUAAAUAAACGAAUUAUAUUGCUCAAAUCUUGUACUCCUCUGGUAAAACUGUUUUUCUUCGUUUUAAGUUUUAACAUGCCAUAUUAGAAGAUAUAAAAGACCUAAAUACAACAAAACAAAUGUGAUGAUUUCAGAAAAAUGGUGUACAAUACUUCUAA
Molecule: messenger RNA, 837 nt
Organism: Salvia splendens (bonfire salvia)
Lineage: Eukaryota; Viridiplantae; Streptophyta; Magnoliopsida; Lamiales; Lamiaceae
Product: egg cell-secreted protein 1.1
Exons: 1
Coding region: 241-624 (127 amino acids)
Biological process (GO): double fertilization forming a zygote and endosperm
Source: RefSeq, a predicted model, not a curated record